Molecule: messenger RNA, 967 nt
Organism: Halteromyces radiatus
Lineage: Eukaryota; Fungi; Mucoromycota; Mucoromycetes; Mucorales; Cunninghamellaceae
Exons: 3
Coding region: 31-828 (265 amino acids)
Source: RefSeq, a predicted model, not a curated record
UCACGUACAACAACAGAUCCCGGCAACGCAAUGGAAAUUGACGAUGUUGGCACCAUAUUCAAGACCAAAGUGAGAAGCAUAAAGACGAAUCAAUUGCGUACCGACUCUGGAUUGUCAUUAUUCUCUCGAACCCUAGAAUAUCGAAAAAAAUGCAAUCACCUCCAAUGUCAAAAGAAUGGAACAAAGUCUGUUCAAAAUAUCGAAGCUGACUUAUCUCGGUCUAUGAUGAAAACGUUAUACAGCAACAAUAUCGAGAACGAGAAGGAAUAUCAUGGGAUCAGCAAGCGUAGCAGACAACCAUUACUAGACUUUUAUCAUACAACCAACUGGCUAAAACGACAACGCAGAACAAGAUUGUGUCAAACAGAAAAAGCGUACGCCAAGUCAGCCAAAAGUUUAUUAGGAGGUCAGAAGGCAAUCUGCUUCUACGGUGAUGCUGGACGUGGAUACGGAUCAAGAAUCGGUGGCCAUACUCGUGGCAGUCAUGAUGUUUUUAUCGGGAAACUCUCUGAAAAAGCUACAGUGGUGUCUAUUGAUGAGUAUCGUUCGUCAAAAUUGUGUGCCUUCUGCCACAUGCCCAUGGUUCAUCCUGUCAAGACAAACAAGGACAAAUCAAAGAAGAUCACCAAUUUAGGAACGGUUGUUUGCAUCAACCCUGAUUGCAUCAGCCGGAAGAAUGGAUAUGCCGCCAGAGGACGAGACACCAAUGCCUCUAUCAACAUAGCAAUGAUCGGAUAUGAACAGCUCGCCUUUUGUCAAACAAUUCAACAAUUCGAAAGAUCUUCUCUUCAUGCUGGAGGUUUGAAAGGGAAGGUAACACUUGUAUAGUGUUGGGCUGUAAAUAUCAAAAAAAAAAAAAAAUAAUCCCUCAUUAUUGAUAUGUCGAUUAACUCAUUUUUCUUUUUUUUUCAACUCCAUCGAUGGAAAAUAAGUACGCCCUUGUCUUGCAAACAUUGUAUUUUUAUGC